This is a messenger RNA of Ceratitis capitata (Mediterranean fruit fly), 461 nucleotides long. Its product is annotated as immediate early response 3-interacting protein 1. The coding region runs from base 192 to 437 and encodes 81 amino acids. The record is from RefSeq and is a predicted model, not a curated record. The transcript has 3 exons. Gene Ontology annotation, cellular component: COPII-coated ER to Golgi transport vesicle; endoplasmic reticulum membrane; Golgi membrane. Gene Ontology annotation, biological process: endoplasmic reticulum to Golgi vesicle-mediated transport. NCBI's taxonomy places the organism in Eukaryota, Metazoa, Arthropoda, Insecta, Diptera, Tephritidae.
UGAAUAUUUUGAACAAUAACAAAUACAGUUUAGUUCAGAAAUGGUAGAUCAAAACAAUCAUCAUCACGUAUUCAUAUUUUAUUUCGAUAAGAUCUGGCAGCAUAAUAAUUUGUUUUUGUGAUUAAUUUCGUAGCCGUGUUAUAUUUGAGAUACUUCGUCAUCAUCUUCUAAAAAUAUUAGCAAUUAACAAAAUGUUUACCUUGUGGACACUUGUGGAAGCAUCUUUGUUGUGCUUAAAUGCCGUAUGUGUUUUACAUGAAGAACGCUUUUUGGCAAAAUUCGGCUGGGGUGCUCAACAAGCUAAUAUGCAGGAGUUUGGACAACCAACGGCGAAGGCGCAGAUCUUGAAUCUUAUACGAUCCAUACGGACUGUUGCUAAAAUUCCACUGAUAUUUCUAAAUGUGCUUGCUAUAAUAAUAAAACUGAUAUUUGGUUAAUAAAUUGAAUUUUUGUUUUACAAA